Molecule: messenger RNA, 1575 nt
Organism: Capsella rubella
Lineage: Eukaryota; Viridiplantae; Streptophyta; Magnoliopsida; Brassicales; Brassicaceae
Product: putative F-box/LRR-repeat protein At5g54820
Exons: 3
Molecular function (GO): protein binding
Source: RefSeq, a predicted model, not a curated record
CUCUUACAAUGAAUCCAAAUGAACAAGACAUGUUCCAUUGUCUUCCCGACGUUCUUUUACUUACGAUAAUCUCUUACUUGUCGUUCAAGGAAUGUGUAAGAACCAGUGGUAUCUCCAGGAGGUGGAGGUAUCUCUGCCAUGAGCAAAAGAACAUUUCCUUCAAGGAAUCCGAGUACGUGAGCCGUUCUAUCACCGAUCGGUUCUCAAGAUACGACGCAUGAGUUGCCUUUUUCCGCUUCAUCAAUAAAUGGAUCUCUAGAGUUCCUCAUCACCAAGCUGUGGAAAGUAUCGAGUUAUGUUUCUCUAAUCCGGUGGGUUUCACGAAUGCCAUCGAGGCUCUAAUCGAAUUCGCGGUCUCCAAGCGUGUGAAGAAGUUAGUUCUUGAUUUUUCGAACCCUGCGUGGAGAGGCCACGGUGAUGUAUCAAAACUUCAUUACUUUUUUCCUUUGCCAGAAAGUUUUUACAGUCUAACAAGCCUUGAGUCACUAACACUUUACUGUUGUGAGUUUGAUCCAUCCAAACUCACAACCAUGGGAUUGUUACGAAGCCUAUCCAUUGGUUGGAUGGAUUUUAAAAACCUCUACGCUUACGUAUCCAAUCACCCUCCACUAUAUAGUCUAAGUAUCAAACAAUGUUGGGGCAAAUGUUUGGGCUUGAAGGCCACUUUGAUAGCCAGGCAGUUAAGAGAGCUAGUCAUUGAGGAUUCCAACCGUUUUGUGUUUUUCUUGCUUGAGCUUCCCAAUAUACACAGCUUCAAGUUCUCAGGCGAAGUUACUAAGAUGGUCUUCGAAAUAAUGCCUGCGAUCAUAAUUAGAAAUGUCUAUUUAGAUUUUGGGGCAGAGCCUGUGUACGACAAACCAAGUCUAGCAACAGAAGCAAAAGGUGAAGUUAUCUCUAGUUACCUCAAUGAUUUUAAGGCUGCUCAGACCUUGACUGUGUGUCCUUAUGUCCUUCAGGCUAUUCCGGAAUGUCACGAACCAGACUAUUACCUCCAACCUGCAGAAACACAACAUUUGGUCUUGAGAACAAAGAUGCAUACGAAGGAAUUUAUUGGAAUUAAGAUGCUUUUAAGGAACUGCCCUAACUUGGAGACUCUAACUUUAGAAAUCCUUCCUCCAAACCCUGUCCCGAAGGUUCUGAACUAUGGUGGCAUCAAUCCAGAUACAUUUUGGAUGGAAGACGUGACUUAUAGGUGUCUAAGGAGGUCACUAAAGCUCGUGGUGGUUAGGAACUUUGGUGGUACUGUGAAUGAGUUGAAUAUACUGAGGUAUUUGAUUCGUGAGGGCGGUGAGCCUAGAGGUGUGCUGAAAAGGGUGGAGUUGUAUGUGCCGGAUGGGAUGGAGGAAGGUGAAGCGACGGUACUAUCUGCCAAAGCGAAGAUCCUACAAAGCAUUUCGAAGCAUGUACAAGUUCUUUGUGCAUGAUGCUUGACAAGUUAGACCUUUUCAAAAAAGUUUGUUCACCAGUGGAGUUUGUUUGCUUUUUCUUGAUGGGCCUUAUCGAGUGCUUUCUUGCCCAUCAAGUUAUUAGGUGUUUUGCUUUCUUUUCUUCUUAAUUUGUUCGGAUUUUGGAUAA